Molecule: messenger RNA, 1935 nt
Organism: Apus apus (common swift)
Lineage: Eukaryota; Metazoa; Chordata; Aves; Apodiformes; Apodidae
Product: C-X-C chemokine receptor type 2-like
Exons: 3
Coding region: 616-1692 (358 amino acids)
Biological process (GO): G protein-coupled receptor signaling pathway; immune response; neutrophil chemotaxis
Cellular component (GO): membrane
Molecular function (GO): C-X-C chemokine receptor activity
Source: RefSeq, a predicted model, not a curated record
GGAGCCAGGGGACAAGGUGGUGACCCCCAGCUGGAGACUCCCGGGGUGCAUCACUGCAGGGGGGCAUGAUGCACCCCUGGGUGUGCCCCUCUGCUGAGUGUCCUGGGGCAGGAGGGUGCUGGGAGGCCGUGGGCUGCAGCUGGCCCUGGGGAGGGGAUCCUGAGGGGGCCGGGGAAGGGUCCCUUCUGGCUGCCACUUCCCCUUCGUGCCGGGAGAAGGUUUUGCAACCUCGCUUCCUCCCCGGGCAGCAUAAAGCAGGCAGCAGAGGGAAGGGCUGCCUGGACGGCAGCAGGGCGGCGGGCACAGGUGAGGGACCCCCGGGUCUGGCACUGCCACGCGCCCCACUGGAGCCCUUUGGGGGUGAUCCCUGGAUUCAUCCCCGUGCCUAGGUGCUCCCUGGUGGGGACCGGCUUGGGGACGGGGCCCUGGAGUUGGGGGUGCUGCACGGACAGAGAGUGUCAAGCACGGGGGACACGGGAUGCCCGGCAGCACCCUGCUGAGCAACAGGAAAACCAGACGUGAAGUAUUUCCAAAGCUGCCUGCAAAGGGUGACACGUCUUUCCGUCCUGUGGCUGAAACCACUCACACAGGGACAGGAUCAGAGAGGGGGGCAAAAUGGGGUCUCUCUCCAUCAGUGAGGACUUGUUCAACCUCUUGUCCUUCUACAACUACACCUAUGACUACAGCACAGCCAUGCCUGACACUGCUAUCUCUUCUGCCCCAUGCCGGCCUGAUGGCUCUGUCCUCAACAAGUACCUAGUGGUGGUGAUCUACUGCCUUGUCUUCAUCCUCAGUGUGGUGGGGAAUGGGCUGGUUGUGUUGGUGGUGACCUCCAGCCACACCAGCCGCUCCGUAACCGAUGUCUAUCUGCUCAACCUGGCUGUGGCAGACCUGCUCUUUGCCUUCAGCCUGCCUCUCUGGGCUGCCUACCGAGCCCACGAGUGGGUCUUUGGCACUGUGAUGUGCAAAGCUAUCUCCGUGCUGCAGGAGACCAACUUCUACAGUGGCAUCCUGCUGCUGGCCUGCAUCAGUGUUGACCGCUACUUGGCCAUCGUCUAUGCCACUCGGGCUGCCACCGAGAAGAGGCACUGGGUGAAGUUUGUUUGCUUGGGCAUCUGGGUCUUCUCUGUGUUGCUCUCACUGCCUGUGCUGCUCUUCCGUGAGGUUUUCAUCUCUCCCAGCAAUGGCACCGUGUGCUAUGAGUACAUUGGGAACCAGGACACGACCAAGUGGCGGGUGGUGCUGAGGAUCCUGCCACAGACCUUUGGCUUUGCCCUGCCUCUCCUGGUGAUGCUCUUCUGCUAUGGUGUCACCAUCCACACCCUCCUGCAGACCAAGAAUUCCCAGAAGCAGCGGGCCAUGAAGGUCAUCUUUGCUGUGGUGCUGGUCUUCCUCAUCUGCUGGCUGCCCUACAACAUCACAUUGGUGAGCGACACCCUCAUGAGGACACGGGCCAUCGCUGAGACCUGUGAGAGGAGGAACCGCAUCGACGCAGCCCUCUCCAUCACACAGGUCCUGGGUUUCGCCCACAGCUGCAUCAACCCCAUCAUCUAUGCCUUCAUCGGGCAGAAGUUUCGCAACAGCUUCCUCAAGAUCCUGGCCCAGCGUGGGCUCAUCAGCAAGGAUGCUGUGGCUCGCUAUGGCCGUGCCUCCUAUGCUUCCACCUCUGGCAACACCUCCACCACCCUCUGAGCCCUGCCAGGACCUGACCUUUGCAGCUCCCAACAGGUCCCAGCACCCUACGUACCCCAGCAUCCUUGCCCAGCCCCCUGGGAUGCAGGUGGUGAUGGCAUGGGGAAGGGCCACCACUGAAUGCUGAAUCCCAGCUGGAAGGGGCUUAGGCAGUGAGGGGGUAGGACCUCAUUGCUAGGGGAGUGAUGCCCAGUGCUGCCCACCCUCCCUGCUCUUUGGGGCAGAGCCUGUGAUUUCAGAGAC